AUGGCUCUUACCACCCUUACCAGCACUUUCCACCACGACACCUACCCCGCAAUCUCCUCAUCGAACCCCUCCCUCAGCCAAGCCGGCAAGACGGUGCUCAUCACAGGCGGGGGCAGCGGUGUAGGUUUCGAAAUCGCACGGUCUUUCGCAAAAGCCACGGCUUCCAGAAUAAUCAUCGUGGGGCGGAGGAUCGCUGUCCUGGAAGACGCGGUAGCGAAGCUGCGCGGGGAAUUCCCGAAUACCGAGUUCAUCGCUCGGCAGGGCGAUAUCAGCGACGAGGCGUCCGCGGGCUCUGCAUGGGAUCAUCUCAACGCACACGAUAUCCUCGUCCAUGUUCUCGUGCUCAACGCCAUGCAUCUCUAUCCCAUGGGACCCGAUACGCUGAAAAUGGAGAGGAAAGACGUCAUGGAGGCGUUCAACACCAACGUUGGGGGUAAUUUCACUAUGACAGCCAAAUUCGUAAACCAGCCGUUACGUCCGGUAGGUCAGAGGUUGAAUCUCGUGAAUAUAUCGACGGCGGGGAUUCAGAUGAACCCUGCGCCGAAUCAGAACCCGUAUGUUACGUCCAAGGCGGCGUUCACUGCGCUGCUUGGGAGGAUCGCGGACGAACAUCCUGUGGAGGAUGUGCAGAUUAUCUCAUUCCACCCGGGGGUGCUGUAUUCGGAGACUGUGGCUAAGCAUAUCGAUAAGGAUCUUUUUGAUUGGGAUGAAAUGGCGUUACCAGCAGACUUCGCCGUAUGGUCUGCCUCCCCAGAGGCAGCGUGGCUACAUGGUCGAUUCGUGUGGGCGCAUUGGGACGUGGAGGAGUUGAAAGCGGACAAGGUGAUCGCGAAACGGUUGAAAGAGGAAACGGGUUACUUGAAAGUCGCGGUGCAGGGGUUGACGGAGAUCUCUGAGACGUCGUUUUUGAAGAAGAAGAAGUAG
This is a messenger RNA of Lentinula edodes (shiitake mushroom), 924 nucleotides long. Its product is annotated as short-chain dehydrogenase/reductase. The transcript is spliced from 2 exons. NCBI's taxonomy places the organism in Eukaryota, Fungi, Basidiomycota, Agaricomycetes, Agaricales, Omphalotaceae. Gene Ontology annotation, molecular function: oxidoreductase activity. Bases 1 to 924 code for a protein of 307 amino acids. The record is from RefSeq and is a predicted model, not a curated record. Gene Ontology annotation, cellular component: cytosol.